AUGGCGUCAAUCAUAGAUACUGCGUUUACACCGCCGUGGUUGUAUGGAACUGUGGCCGCUUUCGUGCUCAUCACGGGCCUCCUCUUCGCGACGAUGAAGUUUGUGGGGCGCCUCCUUGCGGACCGGCAGUUGGCGAGAGUGCAUCCGCCAAACGCCCGCAGGCUGAGCACAGAAGAUUUCGAGGCCCUGGCUUGCCGGACUGGCCUCACACGGGCAGAGAUCGCCCGAUUGUAUGUGUCAUUCAUGAAAAUCACGGGUGGCAACUCACACGAAGAUGUUGAUAAGGUCAUCGAGGAACUGCCAUACUUCGAGGGCCCUCUGCAGGAUCGGAUGAAGACUGCUCUGAAACUACCAGAGAAGGUCGACUUCGUAAUCCUUGCCACGGCGCUCAGUGUGUUUAGCGAGCGCGCAGCGCUCGACGACAAGAUGCGCUUCCUCUUUCGUAUGUACAGCUCCGACCUGGGAAGUGUCAGCAAGCAGGAUCUCACCAAUCUCAUGAAUGACGUUCUGCCACCGUUCCCCGACGACGACGAGAGAAACAGGUUGAUCGACCGCGCGGUCCAAGGCACCUUCGAAGAGCUUUGCGGCAGCAACGAAAAUCAGGAGCUUGGGAUGGAGCAGUUUCAGAUGGCUGCCACACCGCUCAUCGGUGAGCGAUGCACCAUCUUUUUCUGA
Symbiodinium sp. CCMP2592 is the source of this 675-nucleotide messenger RNA. NCBI's taxonomy places the organism in Eukaryota, Dinophyceae, Suessiales, Symbiodiniaceae. The record is from the annotation of a GenBank genome assembly.